Molecule: messenger RNA, 2361 nt
Organism: Chaetura pelagica (chimney swift)
Lineage: Eukaryota; Metazoa; Chordata; Aves; Apodiformes; Apodidae
Gene: PROM2
Product: prominin 2
Exons: 23
Coding region: 1-2361 (786 amino acids)
Cellular component (GO): prominosome; cilium; apical plasma membrane
Molecular function (GO): cholesterol binding
Source: RefSeq, a predicted model, not a curated record
AUGCGAGCAGCCGGGUUGCUGCUGGCCUGGGCGCUGCUGCAUCCUGCCGGCACCCAGCAGUGCCACCUGCCCGGCCCCGGGGGGAUCCUGCGCUUCACCGACACGCACGCCGAGAUCCGGGUGCCCGCGCUGCACCGCGUGCCCAGCGCCCUCGACCCCCUCUACGGCCUCGUCCGGCGCUGCCUGGACCUCAUCCAGCAGAACCCUCUGCCCACGGAGCUGCUCAGGGCAGCCCUGAACGACCCCAGCUCAGUGCGGACAUCACAGGUGGUGCAGUACGAGCUGGGCUAUGUUGUCUGUGCCGCCGUGGCCCUGCUCUUCACCGUGGCCGUGCCGGUGGCCGGGAUGUGCUGCUGCUACUGCCGGAGCCGCCGGCGCUGCGGGGGCCGCCUGCGCGUCCACCAGCGCUCGCUGGGCUGUCGCCGCCGCUGCCUGCUGGCCUGCCUGUCCCUCACCUCCCUCGUCAUCCUGACCAGUGUCACCUGCGCCUUGGUCACCAGCCAGAGGGUGAAGGGGCAGAUGGAGCUGGGGCUGGGGGUUGUGCCGGCCACCCUGCACACCCUGGGGCAGCACAUCGCCAACGUCCCCCAGGGCGUGCAGAUGGUGGUAGACCAGUUUGAGGUGCCUCGACAGCAGAUCAUCUCCGACCUGGGGGGGCUCAGCCGGGGCGUGGGGCUCUCCAUCCACACACAGCUGAGGGCCAUGACCUACGCAGCACUGCUGGACCUGCAGGACAGGGCUGCAGGGCUCAGCCGGGGCGUGGGGCUCUCCAUCCACACACAGCUGAGGGCCAUGACCUACGCAGCACUGCUGGACCUGCAGGACAGGGCUGUGCCGUCGGUGGAGAAGGUUUUGAAGGCGCUGGCUGGUCUGCCCCGAAGUGACUUUGCAGAGAUGAUUCGCCAGGGCAACGGCACCUUCAACUCCAUCCCGGAGCUGGCUGUGGAGAGGAUGGCACAGGUCAUCCAGGAUCUGCGGGAGGAGAUGGCCCGUGUUACAGAGAAGGUGCAGUCCAUCGCCGAUGGCUUCCCCCUCCCUGACUACACCGGGCCCAUCAGCGAUGUCCUGGUGAAGGCAGAGGACAGGAGCCAGCCCUACCUCCGGGAGGUGGAGCGCUUUGAGCAGUACAGGUGGAUCGCGGGCACGGUGCUGUGCUCCAUCAUCCUCCUCAUCCUCGCCUGCAACGUGACAGGGAUGGCCCUGGGGACCUACGGGCUCUCCAAGCGGGAGGACCCGGGUGACUAUGAGUGCCGAGGAGAAGCUGGCGCCAAGUUCCUCCUGGUCGGCGUGGGCCUGGCUUUCCUGUUCUCCUGGCUCCUCAUCCUCCUGGUUUUCGCCACCUUCCUGGUUGGGGGCAACAUCCAGACUCUGGUUUGCAGGAAUUGGGUCAACCAGGAGAUUUUUAAGUUCAUCGACACCCCCGGGAACCUGCCUCCAUCCAUGAACCUCACCCGCCAGCUCAACAUCAGGAGGGACUCCAACCUCAGCACCACGUACCGGGAGUGCAAGAGCGGCGCGGGGCUGUGGGAGGUGCUGCAACUUGACAGGUCCUACGACCUGGAUGAGCAUCUAAAAUCCCCCAAGUACACGGCUGAUUUCCAGAAGCUCCUGGGCGACUUCACCACGCGCUUGGGCGACGUGCGGCUGCUCCGCAGCGAGGGCCGCCAGGACCUGGAGACCUUUGCCCGCAGCGGCGUGGACGAGGUGGACUAUGGGCGCUUCCAGGAGGAGAUGAAAAACCCAGUGGUGCAGACCAGCCUGCCCGGCUUGGCGAGGAGCCUCGAGGGGCUGCAGAAAAUGCAGAGGAACGGCACGGUGGCAGGGCGGCUGGCCGCCGAGGCCCGGGCCCUCUGGCAGAUGCAAAACUCCACAGUGCAAUCACAGGAGGCUUUGGUGGCAAAGCUGGGGGAAAGCGUCCAGUUCCUCUCCCGCUUGGCGCCGCGUCUCCAGGAGCGGGUGAAGACGACACUGGCCACCACGGCCUCGGUGGAAGCCCGGCUGCCUGUGCAAGCCCAGCAGAUCCUCAGGCAGGAGAUCGGCUGCUUCACGCGGCGGGAGCUGCGCUACUUCUCUCAGUACCUCAGCUGGGUGGGACAGACGCUGAGGGAGGACGUGGCUUCGUGCCAGCCGCUCGCCACGGCGCUGGACAACGGGGGGGUGAUCUUGUGCGACCGCAUCGCUGAGCCCUGGAACGCUUUCUGGUUCAGCCUGGGGUGCUGCACCUUCUUCCUCAUCCCCAACAUCAUCUUCGCCAUCAGGCUCACCAAACACUUCCGCCCCAUCCGGAACCGGCUCAUCUCCACAGGGUCAGAGGAGACGUGUCCCUUCCACAUCCCCCGUGUCACGGCGCUCAAGCUCUAG